CGACGUUACAGCUCUCUUGACAUCGUGGCGAGAUCAUAGCACCACCAGGACCCUGAAGCGACCAGAGGAGGCAGAUUCUGCACUUGACCAAGUGAAGAAGUCAGAAAAAACAGAGGUCAAAUAAUCCCAAAAGCCAUGGCCCAUGUAAGGGGUUGGUGACAUUCAGGGAUGUGGCCAUAGAGUUCUCUCAGGAAGAAUGGAAGUGCCUGGAACCUUCCCAGAGGGACUUGUACAGAGAUGUGACUCUGGAGAACUUCAGUCACCUGGUCACACUAGGACUUUCCAUUUCGAAGCCUGAUGUCAUCUCCUUAUUGGAGCAAGGAAAAGACCCAUGGAUGGUUACGGGUGACGUGGCAGGACCGUGGUAUCAAGGCUUGGAGUCCACGUGUGAGACAUUUCCACAAAAACAUAUUUUUGAAAUAAAGUCUUUCAAUUGGGAGUUCAUGGAAACCCUUAAAAAGUGUGAUCUUGAGGGCUCCAGUUUUAGAGGUGACUGGGAAUGCAAAGGCCAAUUUGAGAGACGAGAAAUAAACCAGGAGUGCUAUUUCAAGCAAGUGGAAAUCAUCUAUGAAAACAUGCCCGGUCUCGAGCAUCACAGAUCCCUCACUCCCCAUCAGCGCGGUGGGACCAGCGAGAAACUGAUUGCGUGCACUGAAUGUGGGAAAGCAUUUAGCCGCGGCUCACACCUCAGUCAGCAUCAGAAAACCCACACUGGUGAAAAGCCCUUUGACUGUAAGGAAUGUGGGAAGGCCUUUAGCCGUGCCUCACACCUUGUUCAACAUCAGCGAAUUCAUACAGGUGAGAAACCUUACAGCUGUAAGGAAUGUGGGCGGGCCUUCGGGAGGACUUCGGAGCUUAUCCUACACCAGAGGCUUCAUACUGGUGUCAAACCUUAUGAAUGUAAAGAAUGUGGAAAGACCUUUAGGCAGCAUUCACAGCUUAUUCUGCAUCAAAGAACUCAUACAGGUGAGAAACCCUACGUGUGUAAAGACUGUGGGAAGGCUUUCAUCCGUGGCUCACAACUUACUGUCCAUCGCAGAAUUCACACAGGUGCUAGGCCGUACCAGUGCAAAGAGUGUGGGAAAGCCUUCAGACAGCACUCUCAGCUGACUGUCCAUCAGCGGAUCCAUACUGGGGAGAAGCCCUAUGAAUGUAAGGAAUGUGGGAAGGGCUUCAUUCACAGCUCAGAAGUUACUCGGCAUCAGAGAAUCCAUUCCGGGGAGAAGCCCUAUGAAUGUAAGGAGUGUGGGAAGGCCUUCAGACAGCACGCGCAGCUCACGCGUCACCUGAGAGUUCAUACCGGUGACAGACCCUAUGAAUGCAAGGACUGCGGGAAGGCCUUUAGUCGCAGUGCAUACCUUAUUCAACAUCAGAGGAUCCAUACAGGAGACAAGCCUUACGAGUGUAAGGAAUGUGGGAAAGCCUUCAUUCGCGUUUCACAGCUGACCCACCAUCAGCGAAUUCACACCUGUGAGAAGCCCUAUGCAUGCAGGGAGUGUGGGAUGGCCUUCAUCCGUAGUUCACAGCUUACUGAACAUCAGAGAAUCCACCCUGGCAUCAAGCCUUACGAAUGUAGAGAGUGUGGGCAGGCCUUUGUGCUUGGCUCUCAGCUCAUUGAACACUACAGAAUCCAUACUAGUUAGCAAGCCUCAGAUACGAGGGACACAGAAAAGCCACUGGAGUUCACACAUGGCUCAAUAUUAGGUCAUUAUCAAUGUAAUUGAUGUCAGAAAACCUUCACUUGUCACUUCUGUUGUGGAACAUUAGAGUAAUAUACCAGAAGAAAAUUCAAUAAAUGUGGGCGUUCGUCUCUCUUACUGCUUA
Messenger RNA from Chinchilla lanigera (long-tailed chinchilla), 1824 nucleotides. It is a transcript of the gene Znf565, whose product is annotated as zinc finger protein 565. The record is from RefSeq and is a predicted model, not a curated record. The coding region runs from base 336 to 1643 and encodes 435 amino acids. Gene Ontology annotation, molecular function: RNA polymerase II cis-regulatory region sequence-specific DNA binding; DNA-binding transcription factor activity. Gene Ontology annotation, biological process: regulation of transcription by RNA polymerase II. The transcript is spliced from 5 exons. NCBI's taxonomy places the organism in Eukaryota, Metazoa, Chordata, Mammalia, Rodentia, Chinchillidae.